Messenger RNA from Lotus japonicus, 983 nucleotides. Its product is annotated as ethylene-responsive transcription factor TINY-like. Gene Ontology annotation, biological process: regulation of DNA-templated transcription. The transcript has a single exon. The coding region runs from base 212 to 856 and encodes 214 amino acids. Gene Ontology annotation, molecular function: DNA-binding transcription factor activity; DNA binding. NCBI's taxonomy places the organism in Eukaryota, Viridiplantae, Streptophyta, Magnoliopsida, Fabales, Fabaceae. The record is from RefSeq and is a predicted model, not a curated record.
UACUUCUAAACCUUAACUUGCCAUGUCAAUAGUGGAAUGUAUUAUUGUUAGGUUAAGGGUCGCUAUACACUAUAUGAGAACGUUUCCUUCCUCUGUUUCUACUCAAAUACACACCCCUCCUAUGAUAUCUCUCCCUCUAACUCUAUCAUGCACUAGUGCCAGUAAUGUUCAUUUGUUCUCCACAACAACAUUCGAAUUCUAAGAAUCAACAAUGAAAGAAACAAUAUUCUACGAUGCUUGUAGAAGCAACUCCUCAAAACCUACUUCAAAAUCGCAGAAAACAGAGACUGAAAAACAGAGCAUGCCCACGAGAAGCAGAGGAUGCAGCAAGCACCCGGUUUAUCACGGUGUCCGAAUGCGCAACUGGGGUAAAUGGGUAUCUGAAAUUCGUGAGCCACGCAAGAAAUCACGAAUCUGGCUUGGAACUUUUGCCACCCCUGAAAUGGCAGCAAGAGCACAUGAUGUUGCAGCUUUGAGCAUCAAGGGCCACUCUGCGACCCUCAACUUCCCCAACAUCGCUCACGUGCUCCCCAGACCAGUCACGUGUACUCCACGUGACAUCCAAGCUGCGGCGGCAGAAGCCGCCGCCAUGGUGGAGCUCGAUCACACAUCUCCUCUGUCUGAAACAGAGUCCUCUGUUUCUGAGCUGAGUGAGAUUGUUGAACUUCCUAACAUUGAAGAGAUAUUUGACUCAGUUGACUCGGGGACUGAGUUCAUAUCCACUGACUCGGGGAAUGUUUGGGUGUACCCUCCAAUGGGAAGUUUCUCUGACUCAGAAAUGGUGGUUGAAGAGCUUGAGGGUUUUAUUAUAGAUAGCUCUGAGUAUGGCAUUCCAUUUUGGGACAAAUGGGUGUGAUAGAAAGAUGAGAAAUGAGAUUCUUAUCUUUCUAAGGCUGUGUUUGGCAUUGUCUCAUCUCAUCCAUCACUGUAAUAUAUACCUUCAAUUGAAUUCCAUCCCCUCCUUCUACUCUUUGCUAACUAAA